Molecule: messenger RNA, 1632 nt
Organism: Echinops telfairi (small Madagascar hedgehog)
Lineage: Eukaryota; Metazoa; Chordata; Mammalia; Afrosoricida; Tenrecidae
Gene: YY1
Product: YY1 transcription factor
Exons: 4
Coding region: 33-644 (203 amino acids)
Biological process (GO): regulation of transcription by RNA polymerase II
Cellular component (GO): transcription regulator complex; PcG protein complex
Molecular function (GO): DNA-binding transcription factor activity, RNA polymerase II-specific; RNA polymerase II cis-regulatory region sequence-specific DNA binding
Source: RefSeq, a predicted model, not a curated record
CUGGCGCGAUUUGAAAGUGCCUCUGCCCAUGUAUGCGUUGCUCCUCGGCUAAGACAAUCCAUCUCCUGCCCAUUUCAGAUGAAAAAAAAGAUCUUGACCAUGAGACUGUGGUUGAGGAGCAGAUCAUUGGGGAGAACUCCCCUCCUGACUACUCGGAGUACAUGACGGGAAAGAAGCUCCCGCCUGGAGGGAUUCCCGGCAUCGACCUCUCGGACCCCAAACAGCUGGCAGAAUUUGCCAGAAUGAAGCCAAGAAAAAUUAAAGAAGAUGAUGCUCCAAGAACAAUAGCUUGCCCUCACAAAGGCUGCACGAAGAUGUUCAGGGACAACUCAGCCAUGAGGAAGCACCUGCACACUCACGGCCCCCGUGUCCACGUCUGUGCCGAGUGCGGCAAGGCUUUUGUCGAGAGCUCAAAGCUCAAACGACACCAACUGGUUCAUACUGGAGAGAAGCCCUUUCAGUGCACGUUCGAAGGCUGUGGGAAGCGUUUUUCACUGGACUUCAAUUUGCGCACACAUGUGCGGAUCCACACGGGAGACAGGCCCUAUGUGUGCCCCUUCGAUGGUUGUAACAAGAAGUUUGCUCAGUCGACUAACCUGAAAUCUCACAUCUUAACACACGCUAAGGCCAAAAACAACCAGUGAGACACCGUGAGAAGGAAGCUUCUUCUCAGCCCCGGAAGCCUCUUCCAGAAGUGACUGGAAGACACGCACCUCUCCUUUGUGUGUUGUUUCUAGGGAAGAAUUUUAAAAACGAACCCUACACACCUAAGGGACAUGUUUUGAUAAAGUAGUAAAAAUUUAAAAACACAAACUUUAUUAAGAUGACAUUGCUAAGAUACUCUAUCUUGCUCUGUAAUCUCGUUUCAAAAACACGGUGUUUUUGUAAAGUGUGGUCCCAGCAGGAGGACAAUUCAUGAACUUCGCAUCAAAAGACAAUUCUUUAUACGACAGUGCUAAAAACGGGACUUCUUUUCACAUUCUUAUAAAUAUGGAGCUCACCUGUUGCUUACAAUUUUUUUAAUUUUGUAUUUUCCAAGUGUGCAUAUUGUACACUUUUUGGGGAUAUGCUUAGUAAUGCUAUGUGUGAUUUUUCUGGAGGUUGAUAACUUUGCUUGCAGUAGAUUUUCUUUAAAAGAAUGGGCAGUUACAUGCAUACUUCAAAAGUAUUUUCCUGUACAAAAAAAAGUUAUAUAGGUUUUGUUUGCUAUCUUAAUUUUGGUUGUAUUCUUUGAUGUUAACACAUUUUGUAUAAUUGUAUCGUAUAGCUGUAUUGAAUCAUGUAGUAUCCAAUAUUAGAUGUGAUUUAAUAGUGUUAAUCAAUUUAAACCCAUUUUAGUCACCUUUUUUUUCCUCUCCAAAAAAUACUGCCAGAUGCUGAUGUUGCGUGUGCCCCCUUUGCCUGUUGAGUUACAGAACGUGGUGCUCGGUUGUAGAGUGUACUGUACCAUGACCUCCGGGUGUGUGCACCCGCGUCACGGGGAGGGCGACAAUGAAACGGCGGUCCUGCAGACGGGAAUGGCAGAACGAGCUCUGUAAGCACAGUCUUGUUGUCUUCUGUUGUCCAGAAUAAUCCUCCUUCUUGAGCCUCCCAGAAAUUGGAAGCUAAAUAAAGCAACUCAAGUUUCCUUUC